AAUUUAUAAUAACAGCAUCUCGGCAAUCGCAUUUAGUACAUUACAUAAUCGCUUUCGUCACAAUAUAUAACAAAGUUGUCAUCGAUUCGAUUGGUAUCUUAAAGUAAUUAAAGUCACAUGGAUACAGAGAUGAGCGCUGGUUCGCCGACUCCUAAUUGUGUAAAAGGAUAUCAAUUCACCAAUUGGUCGAAAACAUUCGAAUGCAGUCCCGAACUAUAUUUCGAGCCAUCAAAUUUAGACGAAAUUCGCGAGAUUCUUAAUCAAGCCUCAAGACAAAAGAAAAAAGUUAAAGUUGUUGGCAAUGGUCAUUCACCAUCAGAUAUUCAAUGUACUUCUGAUUACAUGAUCUGCUUGAGAAAAUUCAACAAAAUUAUUGAUGUCAAUAAAGAGACUCAACAAAUCAAAGCACAAGCGGGUACAACACUUCAUGAACUUCACCAAGAAGCCCUAAAACAUGGACUAGGAGUUUCACCAAUUCCUUCAGUAUCUCAUAUUUCACUCGCUGGUCUAAUUGCAACAGGAACACACAGCACUGGUGCCAAUUAUGGUAUCUUAGCAACUAAUGUUACAGAGAUGACAUUGAUGGAUGCCAGAGGAGAAAUCGUUAAAUGCAACGACAAGGUGAAUAAAGAUAUAUUUGACGCGGCCAGGUGUCAUGUUGGAGCAGUAGGGAUUAUACUGGAUAUAACGUGGCAAUGUGAGAAAGCGUAUCGAUUGUGCUCAAAGCGAAUGGCGGGAAAGUUAGAUGAGGUGCUGGAUAGACUUGAGAAUGCUCUGUCACAGACUGAACAUUAUAAAUUCCACUGGUGGCCUCAUACGAAUCACGUUGCUGUCUGGGAUGUGGUUAAGACUGAUAAGCCUGUGAAGAUAAAAAGUAGUUGGUUUUGGGAUUACCUGAUUGGCUUCCAUCUCCUACAGUUCGUGUACUGGCUGAGUACUUUCUUCACGUGGCUGGUGCCGUACAUCAACAAAUAUCAUUUUACGUGGUUGAAAUCGCAGCCUGAAGAGGUGGUUGACGAGGCAGAGAAAAUUUUCACAUUCGACUGUCUUUUCGCGCAGUACGUCAACGAAUGGGCGAUUCCAAGAGAAAAAACACCAUAUGUUUUAAGACAAUUAAAGAACUGGCUGGAUGAAUCACAUUUUUACGCACACAUGCCAGUUGAAGUAAGGUUUGUGGCGAAAGAUGAUAUUUAUUUGAGUCCUGCGUUUGGAAGAGACGUCUGUUUCAUUGGAAUCAUAAUGUAUCGGCCGUAUGGUAAAUUAGUCGCACAUGAGGAUUACUGGAAUUUUUACGAAGACCUUAUGCUUUCUGCUGGAGGUCGACCACAUUGGGGAAAGGCACAUAAGCUUGGUUUCCAGGCCCUGCGAAAAAUUUACCCAAGCUUCGACGAUUUCCGCAAUGUCUGCGCCAAACUCGAUCCAGACCGCUUGUUUGUGAACGAAUAUCUAGAAAGAACACUUUUCCCGCCAGAACUGAAAUAAUCAUCAGUUCCAGUGUUUUUUGUUAUCCCUCGUGCACAAAUUGUCGAACUUUUGUCGUAAUUGUCGUGAACAUGUCUCUCUUGCCGAUUUGGAUUAUGUACGUUGUAUGAAAAAAAAUUGUUGAAUUUUAACCAUAUAUAAUAUAUGGCAAGAAUUCGCCAAUUCUAACCCAGUAUUUUGGUGUUAACUUCAAUUUAACUACGCAAAAUGUCCUACCGUUUGCAAGCUACCGCCGUGAACCGUGUCGAAUCAAACGUUUUGUUUUUCAUUUAAAAAACCGUUUAAGUUGUUGGCUUCCGGUUACGUUUGCGUUGGGUAAGCGUCAUGUUCUAUAGACAAAAAGUACGAUUUGCUCGCUCAAAAGUUGUACCUUGGAAAUUUAAAUUUACAAUGAUUCAAGUUAAAAUGUUGUCUAACAAAGAAAGAUGUAAAGUGAAAACCUAUAUGUUUGACAUCGGUAAUGACUAACAAUUGUUCAAAAUGUCGAAUAGGAUAAAAUUAAAAAUGUUAUAAAGCGUUUUGUUAGUGAACUUAUAGAAUGUAACGUUUGGGAAAGCAAACGUCACCGAAAAUAAACGUUAAAACGUCUUUGAUGGACUUUGGUUCACGGUAGUUUGCAUGCAAACGUUAGAAGUUAAGAUUUUCAUACAACCGCCUGAAGAUGUAUACAUUUGUGUUGUCGUCCAUUAUGUCGACCAUUUUGACAUGUUCACGGUGAUUGCAUGAUUAAGUGCAUGGAGACGAGACUUUGAAAUUUUGAAGACGUGACCCUCGAACAAAGACUUUUAUUUCUAAACAAUUUUUCACCAAACCAGGAACAUAAACAUCUUGAACAUAGAUAUGCCUGCAGACAGGCAUGAACGUUGAGAGGAAGGUAAAUAUCCCAGGGAAUAUAAUAUAAUACUUUUGUCA
Dendronephthya gigantea is the source of this 2394-nucleotide messenger RNA. RefSeq names its product L-gulonolactone oxidase-like. The coding region runs from base 118 to 1482 and encodes 454 amino acids. The transcript has 14 exons. Lineage: Eukaryota; Metazoa; Cnidaria; Anthozoa; Malacalcyonacea; Nephtheidae. Gene Ontology annotation, cellular component: membrane. Gene Ontology annotation, molecular function: FAD binding; D-arabinono-1,4-lactone oxidase activity. The record is from RefSeq and is a predicted model, not a curated record.